Molecule: messenger RNA, 4619 nt
Organism: Parus major (Great Tit)
Lineage: Eukaryota; Metazoa; Chordata; Aves; Passeriformes; Paridae
Gene: SCML2
Product: Scm polycomb group protein like 2
Exons: 17
Coding region: 229-2454 (741 amino acids)
Biological process (GO): regulation of DNA-templated transcription
Cellular component (GO): nucleus
Molecular function (GO): protein binding
Source: RefSeq, a predicted model, not a curated record
GCCCCCGGAACAUGGCGGCGGCGUGAGGCGGGCGGCGGCAGGAGCGGCUUGACAGGACGCCGCGGACUUGCAUCCCGCCCGCCCGGGAGGCUGAGCUGAAGACAGAGAAGAUGUAGCUGAGUGUAGAGACAAUUUCAUGCAGGAAACUGUUGUGCUGAAAGGAAGAAUUAACUGGUCUUUCAACUUCAGCCUUUUUAUUGUGAGAGGGGAGAUCACAGACGUGUUACCAUGAGGAGAACAGCAGCGAAAGAUUCAAAGAAUAUUAAAAAAGACAAAGAUGGAAAGAAUCAGCAGGCAAACAACCCAUCUUUAAAAAGUGAACAAUUUAAUUGGGAUGAUUAUCUGAAAGAGACUGAAUCAGUAGCUGCCCCCCUGCAUUGUUUCAGACAGUCUAGAAUUCCACCCAAGAACGAUUUCAAAGUUGGUAUGAAACUGGAAGCGCACGAUCCUCGCAAUGUUACCUCAGUUUGUAUAGCUACAGUAAUUGGAAUCACGGGUGCCAGGCUAAGGUUGCGGCUGGAUGGAAGUGACAACAAAAAUGAUUUCUGGAGGCUUGUGGAUUCCUCGGACAUACAGCCCAUCGGGACCUGUGAAAAGAAAGGGGGCAUGCUCCAGCCUCCUCUUGGGUUCCAGAUGAAUGCAUCCUCUUGGCCAAUGUUUCUCUUAAGAACUCUCAAUGGAGCUGAAAUGGCACCUGCAGCAUUCUUUAAGAAGGAACCACCAAAACCUGUGCCAAACUGCUUUAAAGUUGGAAUGAAACUUGAAGCUAUAGAUAGAAAGAACCCAUACCUGAUUUGCCCAGCAACCAUUGGAGAUGUUAAAGGAGACGAAGUUUUUGUUACAUUUGAUGGUUGGAGGGGAGCAUUUGACUAUUGGUGCAGGUGUGAUUCUCGAGAUAUUUUCCCAGUCGGAUGGUGUAGCUUGACAGGAGAUGCAUUACAACCACCAGGGAACAAUGAAGAUGUAACUUCAGUGGACCUGGCUGGAUGUCAGGUUUCCAUUACAAAGAGCAGUGCAAAAAUCCAAUCUUCCCCUUCCAAAGUGACCCGGCGUUCAAUGCAGUCUCCACAGAAAUCUGCUCCAGUACCAGCGCAGCGGGGCAGGAAACCAGGUCGGGGCAAACCCCCUGGACAGUCUGCAGUUCCCAAGAAGGGCAGGUCUCCUAAAAAUAUUCCCCUGACAAAAAGCACCUCUCAUACUGAAAAUCCUAAAACAAGGAAAAAAAGUUUAAAACCUGGAAAAAAGAAAAAAAUCUUGCCAGAACAAGUGACUCCUACAUCUCCUUCUCCUCAGUCAUCUCCUGAGGGGGAAAAUGGCACUACCCAGAUACUUAAAGAUGGAAUCAGUUUGUCUGGUGCAACUGCAGCAGUUAUAUCCACAGUGUGUGUUUAUGUGAACAAACAUGGAAAUUCUGGGCCUCACCUGGAUAAGAAGAAAGUUCAGCAGCUUCCAGACCAUUUUGGACCAGGUCCUGUCAAUGUGGUACUUCAGCAGGCUGUACAGGCUUGUGUGGAUUGUGCCUAUCAAGCCAAAACAGUCUUUGGAUUUCUGAAAUCUGGUCAUCAUGGAGGGGAAAUGAUAACUGCUUCCUUUGAUGGGGAAAAGCAUGCCAUCAAUCUUCCUUCUGUAAACAGUGCAUCGUUUGUCCUACGCUUCUUGGAGAAACUCUGCCACAGUCUGCAGUGCGAUAAUCUCUUCAGUAGCCAGCCUUUCAGCCCUUACAUGGGAUGUGCACAUAGUCCCAUGGAGUACGAUAGGAAUAAGCCAGCCAAAGAAGAAAUACCUGAAAACAGGAGUGCUAAACGAUACCCUCAGGACUCUCCACCAUACACUGCUCCUCUUUCCCCUAAGCUUCCCAGAAACGAUGCUCAUCCAUCUGAAGCAGAAACAUUGCCUAUAGAGGAAAACAGCACUUCCAAAGAACACCGAUUUUCUGAGGAUUCUAUGGAUUCUGCACUUAAUUCUGUAAAUCCGUCAAACCCAACCUGUCGAAAUUCCACAGAGUACCGCACUUCAGGAAAUGCUGCAUAUUACAGAAAUUCCCAUCAGCCAGCAACUGCUACCUCAAAUUCAGCCCCAGUCCUGCGCAGGCUGCCCCUGUGCUCUGCUGGGAGCAGUGGUUACUAUGAAGUCAGUAGGAAUCGGAUACAGAGGAGGAUUGAAGCUGCAAGUUCCACAACUGGACCAGAUUUGAAUUCACUAAAAAGGGAACCUUCAAGAAUAUUAAAUAAGGAUCCUUCCACUUGGUCAAUAGAGGAAGUAGUACGUUUUGUGAAAGAAGCUGAUCCACGGGCACUGGCUCCACAUGCAGAACUCUUCAGGAGACAUGAAAUUGAUGGGAAGGCACUGCUGUUACUGAGGAGUGAUAUGAUAAUGAAAUACAUGGGACUGAAGCUGGGGCCUGCCCUGAAGCUGUGCUACCACAUUGAACGGCUUAAACAAGGAAAGUUUUAGCCAGUGGGGAUACCACAAACACGUGUGCUCAGAUCACACCAAGCUCUCAGGUUCACAGCCAUGGCCUUCAUUUGAAACUCUUUUGCUGAUAUAAACUUUUAUUUUUUGAAAAUGCUCUCGAAAUGUAAAAGACACAUUCAGGAUAAAGGCAGGGAGGGAUUUGUAUUACAUUCUAGUAUUUUUGCAAACUGUUUCACAGAAAAUUGGCAGGGAAGGACAAUUGAUCAUACUGGGUGUGGGCAGGUCUGGUAACAAUGCUCUCCAAAUCCUGAAAAGUGUGUUCUGUGUUACAGGCUUCAGCCAGUGUGUUCAUAUCCAGAACCAAAACAGCUGAAUCCCAAAGGGAAAUAAUAAAUUAAACCAGCAUCAGGUGUUAAUAAUUUUUUACAGGAGUGGCUGUAAACUUUUAUCUUGCAAGAAAAUCUUAAAAUAGAAGAUCUCAUCUCUGUAGUGAAUAUUCUGGUCAUUCAGAAGAGAGGAAGGGUUAUGGAAGAGAGGGCUUAAUACAAAUAUAAGCUUUUAUAAAGUGUGAUUAUCAGUCCUUUGGGAAGUUAUGAGGACAAAUGUAUCAUAUAUUGUCAGUUUAGGCAGGCAGUAAAUAUUUCUGUUUCAUGGAAGGUCAUAUUGGCUGUAUAAACAGCCAUUUCUGGGACAGACGGAUUUCACUGGAACAAUGCAUCCACAUAUUAAACAUUCCAUCUUUUUGCUAAGUUUGGCAUGGAUGUGUGUGUUCAUGCUUUUUAUAUGUACAUGUGUAUGUGUCAGGGAAAUACACACUAUAUAAAAAUAUACAUACACACUGUACAUAUAUUUUCAGUUUUUUUAAUGUGUACUUUGCACUGUGCCAGAGAGAACUGUACAAUUUCUUGUUGUUUUUUUUUACCAGUAAAUUUACUUGUAUAUUACUUUCAUUAGUACCUGUUUAAUUUGUUCUUGAGUCAGAAGGUGACAAACAAUCAAAAGGUGUCUUUAUUCAUACAGGCAAGAUCCCUGUACUAUGCAAUAAUCCUGGUUAUUCAUCCCUUAACUCUGAGACAUAUAUUCUGAUGAGUAUUUGGAAAGACACAUUUGGUUCCAAUGUUUGGGGUUUAUAUUUCCUGUGAGGAAGUGCUACUAUGUAACUGAUAAACCUUUUUUUGGGUAAAAUUGGUGCUGUUUGUAUAAGCUGCAAGAAUGAGUGGUGAUAAUAAAACAGUUUGUUGUCACUGCCAGUUGUAAAAUACAUCAGGGACAAAAAAAAAUAUACUUUCUGCUUAGGAUACUGAAUGUACUAUAUGUAAUAGUCAAGUGAUAAAAACUGUUUGUUAGGGAAGGUGUAGUCCUAAAAUGGUAGGAUUUAUUAUAUUUCUUAAUGCCUUUUUAUAUGAAAGCGUAUAGUAUAAAUGUAUUUUUUACAAAUUCCUUUUUUGAAAAUUACUUUCUUUACCCAUAGAUUGAUACUUACCAGAUUUCAGCAGAGGUACUGCUAGAAAACAGUGAAUUUUGUGACCUACAAGUCCAAGCAUUUUGUUAUUUUAAGUGACUGCAAUGCAAUUUCAAUUCAGAAAGUCAUUUGGGCCCUGAGAAUUGUUUUUGUUAUUACAUCAUUAGACAUUUGACACUAAAGUUUAUCUGUAUCGAUUUGUUUUGCAUAUCUUUUGUGGUGCAUGUAUACUUAGAUGAAUAAUACAGGCAUGCUCUUUAUAGUAAGAAAAGGUCAGAGCACUGAUUGAAGAAACAGAAUAUUUUCUCUUGGUGUUAAAAAAGUCAUGACUUAACUUCCAUAUAGUUACACCAAAAAUUAUAUAUUAAGGAAAACAUCAUGCACCAUGUGUUCAGUGUCUUGUUUAUACAUAUAUAUAAUUGUAUACUACUUCUUCUAUGCUGAUUUUGGGCUCUUCAGCAUAAAAAGAUCUCAUACAAUUUAGGUGGAAGUAAUUGACUGUAAACAGUUUUCCUUUUUUACAUUGCCCUGGCAUAAAAAAAAAAAAACAAAGAUGUUUAAAUUUUCUGUUUGGUCUUUAUGGAAUGACAUUUUUGUACAUGGCACUAUUAAUGGGUAUAAAUAUUUGUUCAAGGGUUUCUGUGCACCCGUGUGCACAAAGAUAACUGUGAUGUUGCUGUACCAGAAUUUCUCCAUGUGCUGUAGCGUGAGAUUCAAGCAUUCAGAGUCUUACAGCAGAAUA